AUGUGUGAAUUGUCCAGAAGCCCUGUUGGUAACCUGGCAGAUGUUGCUGUGGAGACAGCACCUUCCACAGAAAUGAAAGCUGGUGGGAUGCGGAUCGUGCAGAAACACCCACAUAAUUCUGAUGCCAAAGAAGAAAAAGAUAAGGAUGACCAAGACUGGGAAACCAGCAGCCCACCUAAACCAACGGUGUUCAUCUCUGGUGUCAUUGCUAGGGGUGAUAAGGACUUCCCUCCAGCUGCGGCUCAGGUGGCUCAUCAGAAACCACAUCCUUCUGUGGAAAAGCUUCCUCACCCACAACAUGUCAAACAGCACAUCCACCAGCCUCGCAAGUGAGCUCUCUAUCAAAAUCUCAGCCAAACUGCCAUCAGUGAAUAAGUUUUUCAAAGAAGAUGAAAACCCUUUAGGAUUCACACUGUCAAAUCAGUAAAAUUGACCUCUAAAAUAUGCUGUUUCUUUUACUUUAAUUCCCAAUGGUGAAUAAGAAUGAAGACAUUGUUCAGUUAUCCCAGGUGGAAAAUUCUCUAUUAAAUAUUUGAUGAUCAGGGAUGGGGUUUUUAUAAAAUUUUCUUACUGCCAAGAUAAAACUUUGGUAUGAUAAAAGGAUUAGUGAGCUUAAAACUUGUAUUUUUAGUUGUGGCAUUGCAAUAGCAGAUAGUUAAUGUAGUUUUUAUGCUAAGCCUGUAAGGGAGAAUAACCCUUUUGAACUGGUACCUUUACUAUCUGGAGGGAGUUUGUUGUGUGUGUUGAUAGAAGUCAGUGGUUGUCUUGAUUACAUAGAACCAUUGCAGUCUUUAGUAUCCUGUGGUGUUACACCCCGGUGACUGUGCUCUCUGAAUUCCACUAGUGAGAUGCCAAAAGGGCCCAAAACCAGUCUCAAGUGGGCAGAAAUCCAGCUGAAUCUUCUUUACACCCUUUGAACUCACCCAGUCUUGCUAAGGUUCUUCCCUUUGGAGGUCUGUGGGUAUGGAGAGGGGAGAGAAAUGAGAGGUACAAUAACAUUGCUGCUGUAGGCAACUGAUUUGUGGUCUUGCGGGUCUCUCUGGGGGCUCUAUUUUUAUGAGGUGAUGAUUCCUCAAUUCCAAUAACAAGCUGAAGGAGCUCGGGACCCUCCAGAAUUCAAGUUAAAAUAAACUGGCAAAAAAUAUGUUUUCUUUUUUAACUUAUGGUUUGAGAUACCAAUUGAAAUUAGUAGAUAACAUUAGUAAAUGUGUUUAACUUUGUGACCCGGUCUCUCUUGCGCAUCAUAUUUUUCCUAGUUUUCUUAUUGUGAAUAAGGACAGCAGUAAUAUAAGGGAAUAUAAAAGUUACUUUUCGGAUAGAGCAAUUGGCCAUAUAUAAAUUUUUGAUUGCACAGUUCAAAAUCACUUAGCUCUAUCAUCUUCCUUCUGCAACUCAUUGCUGUAAAACCCAGGAAAAUAAUUUUUUUAACAUUCCACCUACACAUUUAAAGUGUACUUCUGUUUUUAACUGGCUAUAAAUACAGUACAGCCUUUAGUACCCUCUAGGUUUAUAAAACUUUUACUAAUGUCAAAAAAGCGGGUACUGGACCUAGUGCUGCAAACAUUCACCUGGCAAACCAGUGAAAGUUUGGCAUUGCUUGGAGCUUUACUACUUCAUUUUAUGUUUAAAAUCAAAUGUCUAGAAAACCAGUGGGGAAGAGUUUUUAAAAGACUAUUUUUAAAAAUUUUUGCAGAUUAAAUAGUUAUUCCCUGAGUAGCUGGUUUAAAACAACAAAAAAUGUGAAAUGUGGCCCAUUUCACAAGUGGAAUAACUCACUUCAUGUGGGUGAGAGGGACCUGGCAUUUCCAUCUCUUCAUGGGCUUGAAAUGGAAAUGAUGCAAAGGAUGUGCAUGGAUAUAUUUAUUCUACAACUGAGGAAGGGUGUACAAUCUGUAUAUGCAGUCUUUAUUUUCAGUUGAAUUAGAUAACCGUACUUGCCUUAAGGAACAAGCAUUGUUUAUAAGAAUUAUUCUGUAUUAGAAUAUGCAUAAUUUAAAAAAUACGCUUUCUGUUUCUGACGUUGGUACGUCUGAGGCCUUGUUUGUAGCCGCUCAUGAGUGUACAAUUGAUUCACACUGUAACUCAUUCAUAAGGGUAGCAUUGUGGAGCCUUGUAGAAUAUCUGCAUGAGGUAAUGUGCUGGCAGGAACACUUGCAGAUUCAGGACAGAAAGCGGUGGCAUCUGGUUGAUGGUGCAGCCAGCAGCUGUCAGUGUGCUGCGUCAGCAGUGAAGGAGAUCAUCACAGUCACUUGGUACUGGUAGCUGCUGGCUUGAAAGUGAGCUGGGUGGGAUUCCAUCUGAAGUAGUGUCUAAACUCCAGCUGUAGUCAAUGGUGAUAUAGUCAAGAUAGUCAACAGAGUUUAGGUAUGGCAUUUUUGACCAAAUGGAAGUGUCUUUCAAGAUGACUUGCAUCACCCUCGACUCCACUGACAGCAGUGGAAAACUAAACGUACCUCAGUAUAGAAGCAUACAGUUAAGUGGGACUGGGUACAUCUGGUCUGUGUCCAGUAAUAGCUGGUAGAAGUGUUUCUGCGAGCAACACCACAUUUCCAUUCAAUACUAAAAGUUAGGAACAUGGAUGCUUUUGAAUUACAAACUACUGCUCCUGGUUGCGAACGCAAUAUAUACAACAUACAUAGAAAAUACCUGAAUUUUGUCUUUGAUUACUUAGAUGGAUGUAUAAGUUUGUACAACAGAGUAUUAAUCUCAAGAUAGCUUUAGUGGCUUUUAGAGUGCAGGAAUUCCAAUAUGGUUAGAAAACGUCUCUGUAUGAAAGCGUAUUAUAUAUAUUGUUGGGAGGUAUCCGUGUUUAUACAUAGGUGUCCUUACCAAAGCAUUACCUUGCCUAAAAUAAUCAUAACUGGUGAUCUGGAUUGCCUACUGAUGGUUAACGAUACUUUUAAAAUAUGUUACAAUAACAUACAAACAUAGGAAAUGUUCAAAUGUUACCUCAAAAUGAUUGCAAAAGAAAUUUUCUGUAAUUGUCAGUGUGGCAAUAAUGCAACAAUAAAGCAUGGAAUUGUA
Molecule: messenger RNA, 3024 nt
Organism: Athene cunicularia (burrowing owl)
Lineage: Eukaryota; Metazoa; Chordata; Aves; Strigiformes; Strigidae
Gene: DAP
Product: death associated protein
Exons: 4
Coding region: 1-333 (110 amino acids)
Biological process (GO): negative regulation of autophagy; cellular response to amino acid starvation; apoptotic signaling pathway
Molecular function (GO): death domain binding
Source: RefSeq, a predicted model, not a curated record